AUGGAUGUCUCUUCUUUGGCCUCUCCUCAGGGGGGAUACGAUGUGUUCCCAAGCUUCAGAGGUCUAGACGUCCGUCAAACUUUUCUCAGCCACUUGCUUAAGGAAUUUGAGCGCAAGGGAAUCAAUACUUUCAAAGAUAGUCAGAUCAAGAGAGGCAAAUACAUCAGUCCUGAGCUCAAACAAGCUAUAAGAGAAUCAAGAAUCUGCCUCAUCAUCCUCUCUAAGAACUACGCAUCUUCAAGCUGGACACUGGGAGAGUUAGUUGAGAUCUUGGAGUCUAGGAAAGCUUCUGGUAAAACGGUAAUGACAGUUUUCUAUGACAUUGACCCGUCUCAUGUAAGAAAACAGAGCGGGGAAUUUGGAAUGGCAUUUAGAAAGACUUGUGAGAGAAAGACAGAACAUCAGAAGCAGAGAUGGAAGCAAGCUUUGACCAAUGUUGCAAGCAUACUCGGAGAAGAUUCACAUAAGUGGAGCCAAAGAUUCUCUCUUCUCAGGGACAAUGAAGCAGAUAUGAUCUCAAAGAUUGCCAAAGAUGUUUCUAACGAGUUGAACUUCACACCAUCAAGGGACUUUGAUUAUUUAGUUGGAAUUGAAGCUCACCUAGCCAAGAUGACUUCACUGUUAUGCCUAGAAUCAGAUGAAACAAGGGUGGUUGGGAUUUGGGGGCCCUUGGGGAUCGGCAAAACAACAAUUGCAAGAGCCAUAUACAAUCAGAUUUCAAGAAGCUUCCAGCGCAGUCUCUUUAUGGAUAAUGUCAAGAGAAGUUACAGAAGUGGUGGUGACUCUGACGAUUAUACUUUAAGGCUGAGGUUGCAAAGAGAGUUUCUUUCCAAGAUCUUAGACCAUAAGGAUAUGGAGAUACACCAUUUAGGUACAGCUCAACAAAGGUUGAAGUACCAGAAAGUUCUUGUUGUUCUUGACAAUGUUGAUAAGCUAGAGCAACUACAAGCUUUGGCGAAUGGACCUCCCUGGUUUGGUAAAGGAAGUAGGAUCAUCGUGACGACAGACAAUAAACAUCUCUUGGAAGCACAUAAGAUCAAGCAUAUAUAUGAAGUGAAAUUCCCAUCUAAAGAUGAAGCUCUGAAGAUUUUCUCUCAGUCUGCUUUUACACAAAAUGCUCCCCCAGAGGGUUAUCUGAACCUUGCAGUUGAAGUAACGGAGCUAACUAGUCAUCUUCCAUUAGGCCUAUGUGUUCUUGGCAAAGCAUUGUGCGGGGAGAGCGUGAGCAUGUGGACUGAUCAACUACCUAGGAUCAAAACCAGUCUCAAUAGGGACAUUGAACAAGUCCUAAUAGUUGGUUACAAUGGAUUAGAUGAUAAAGACAAAACUAUAUUUCUCCACAUUGCGUGUUUGUUUGAAGGCAAAAGAGUUGAUUGUGUGACACAGUUUCUUGGAAACAGUGGUCUAGAUAUCAAAUAUGGACUUGGUGUUCUUGUCGAAAGAGCUCUCAUUAGUAUACUGAGUGACAAGCUUAUUAUAAUGCACCGUUUGCUAAGACAGAUGGGCAGAGAGAUUGUUCGUAAACACUCUAUUCAGUUGUCUAUGAGAUGCCGGUUCUUGAUGGGUGCUUGCUACAUGUACCAUGUUGUUGCUAAUAAUAUUGGCACUGGAGCUGUGUUAGGCACAACCAAAGUCAGCCUCACAAAUGAGAAAGCCCUAAGCGGCAUGCAUGAUCACCAAUGUAUAAGAUUUUGCAGACAUAUGGUGGAUAAGGGGAGCAAAUUGGCCAAACUAGUCUGGGAUGGAAUCAGUGUCUUGGUUUUGUCCAUGUUUUGGCUCCUUAGGUGUGCCUUUCUUUCCAUCAUGAGUAUGCCCACUGCUGCAUUUGAACAUCCGUUUUGGAAACUCAAGAAGAGACUUUCCCAUCUGAAACCCAGCAAAGAGGUGAACUGCUGUGUGGACGUUGCAAGGAGCUAG
Brassica rapa (field mustard) is the source of this 1917-nucleotide messenger RNA. RefSeq names its product putative disease resistance protein At4g11170. The record is from RefSeq and is a predicted model, not a curated record. Lineage: Eukaryota; Viridiplantae; Streptophyta; Magnoliopsida; Brassicales; Brassicaceae. Gene Ontology annotation, molecular function: ADP binding; ATP hydrolysis activity. Gene Ontology annotation, biological process: defense response; signal transduction.